Molecule: messenger RNA, 1383 nt
Organism: Aureobasidium namibiae CBS 147.97
Lineage: Eukaryota; Fungi; Ascomycota; Dothideomycetes; Dothideales; Saccotheciaceae
Exons: 1
Coding region: 1-1383 (460 amino acids)
Biological process (GO): regulation of cyclin-dependent protein serine/threonine kinase activity
Cellular component (GO): nucleus; cyclin-dependent protein kinase holoenzyme complex
Molecular function (GO): protein kinase binding; cyclin-dependent protein serine/threonine kinase regulator activity
Source: RefSeq, a predicted model, not a curated record
AUGCCGUCCUUCUACCCCCGUCAACUCCCGCCCACCCCGCCCGAGUUCAUCCCUUCCAGCUGCCAGCCCAUGCAGUACCCUCAAGACUCGUACCGCUCCUGCGACCCCCGUCAGGAUGCUGCCUACGACUACCCAAGAGGAUACCAGCAGCCUGCCUUCCAGCGCAACCCGAUCCUUCCUCCCAUCAACAGCUACUACGAUUCUGCCGCCGCCCCCAUCCUGCCUCCUUUGAGACUUCAGGAGCGCCUGGCCAUCGAGGAUGACUACCGCCUUCGCCUGCAGCAGGAACAACGUACUCAAGCCGCUCAACAACAGCAACAACAACAGCAGCAGCAGCAACAGGCACAGCAAUCCACACAGAAGGAAGACAAGGCAACCGGCGGAGUAUCGGCCAAGCUCGACUACGAGAUGGAACGCAUGACCAACUUUGUGGCCGAGUCGGCGUCGGGAAUGUAUGCUCUCCAUCUGUCCCCAAUCUGCCUUGCAGAUAUUGACAUCUGUCGAAGCAUCCAGCCUAGUGUUCCAAUCCAGCCCUCGUUCCGCAAAUGGGUCUCGCAAGUCCUGUCGGCCACUAGACUACCCUCGGCAACCAUUCUUCUCAGUCUGCACUACUUGACCGUUCGCCUGCGAGACUAUCCUCCCAGGACCACCUCUUCGUCCGAGAACCACAUUUACCGCCUGCUCGCCGUAGCUCUGAUCCUAGGCAGUAAGUUCCUCGACGACAACACUUUCAUCAACCGCUCGUGGUCCGAUGUCACUGGCAUCAAGGUGUCUGAGCUGAACAACCUCGAGAUGGAAUGGCUUGCCCUCAUCUCCUUCGACCUGCACUGUGAUCCUACUGACCCGGCUGGUCUGGCUACCUGGUUGCGUGCUUGGAACGACUACGACGCCCAGGCCAUCAGCCGUUCGCGCAUUACUCGUCUGUCUCCGCUAAGCACAAACGUCCAGCGCCAGUCACCCCGCGCCUCGCGUUCUCCUUUCCAGCCACAGUACAAGGGCAGCUUCGCCGACUUCACACCUCAGUCAUCGAGACCUUCCUCUACUUACUCCGGCACUCCUUAUACCUCGGCGGAUCCGUGGAACCCUAUCGAGCGUGCAAAUUCGGUCGAGGCUUUCUACAACACUCAGCACCGUUACCCGACAUUAGAUGAGCUCGAUCACUCGAACAGCCUUGCUGCUCUGGAGCAGGCUCGAAGAUCCACUGCCUACGCUGGUUGUGCCUUGCCGCUACCACCUGCCUUGACUUCGUCUUAUUAUUCUCCUUGGAACCAACCUACCUGGGGAGGUUCUCAUCCUCCCGGCUGCAACUGUAUGACAUGUGCCCGCCAGUACAUGCCUUUUAUGGGUGCUUCCGGUUACCCAGCCCAGACUGUCGUCGGUUAG